AUGACGAUGAAGAAGAAGAAGAGAACUUGCCUCAAAUCUAUGAAAAAGAAGAAAAAGAGAACUUGUAUCAAAUCUGAUUUUUACUUACCAGAUGAUUGUUGGGAGUAUGUCUUCUCAUUCAUCAUCAAUCCAGUCGACGACAUAAAGAAACUCAAUUUUAAAUCCCUAUCUCUCAUCUCUAAAAAAUUUCUCUCCAUCACCAACCGUCUCAUAUUCUCUAUGAAAAUUGAUCAUCUACAUAUUUCUUAUCUCCCUUGUUUCUUCCAUAGAUUCUCCAGCCUUAAUUCCCUUGACCUCUCGUUCGGUUCUUGUUAUCUCGACUCCUCCCAUGCAGCCACUGCUUUGGCUCUUCGUGACAGAUCAACUUUGAAAUCUUUAUCUAUUUCCUGGAUUAUGCUGAUGGAUGCAAACCACACUACUUCAUAUUACAUUGUUUCCUUCGUCAGUUUGAAGGGUUUGAAUUCUCUUAAGUUUUUGAGUUCACGCAUCUCUGGUGAUUUGCUUUACUCUAUCGCAAGAGAAGCUCUUCCUUUGAAGACUUUUGUUCUUCAAAAUUGUACCGGAUAUAGUUACCAAGGAAUUUAUGCUUUAUUAUCCGAGUGUCACUGGAUACAACAUUUGGAUCUUCAAGGGGUUGAUUUUAUAACCAAUCAUCAAUUUUCUCAAUUGUCUUUGCUUCCUGAUUUGGUAUCUAUAAAUCUUAGUUACUGUUUCAAACUCACACAAUCAACUUUGUUUGCAUUCAUUAAGAAUUGUCAUUCAUUUGAUGAGAUCAAGAUGCAUUAUAUUGAGAGACAAAGUCUAGAAAAUUCCGAUACUUUCAAAGAUUUUCAUGUCAACCCUCCAUUAAAGUUUCUAAAUUUGUCUCAAAAUUCAUUUAUAAACGAUGAUAUUAUCAUAUUGCUUGCUUCCAUUCUUCCCAAUUUGCAACUUUUUGAUUUGAGUUGUUGCUAUCAUAUAUCUUAA
Molecule: messenger RNA, 966 nt
Organism: Lathyrus sativus (Indian pea)
Lineage: Eukaryota; Viridiplantae; Streptophyta; Magnoliopsida; Fabales; Fabaceae
Source: the annotation of a GenBank genome assembly